UUUACAUGAAUCACUUGGAUCCUUUAAGGGAAAAAAAAGAGGAGGUCAAGCAUUAUAAAUACCCCUUAGAGAGGCUCAGCGUCAAUAACUGCUCGAUAGCCAUCAUGUUAUUUUGGCUGCUCCUGCCGCUGGCUAUUCACUCCUCUCUGGCUGGGCCUUUGCUUGCCCAGGAAAAAGACAAGCGGCUUUUAGCUGAGAAGUACCUUCGACGCUUUUAUGGCCUUCCAGCUGGUCUGCAAAGUCAGAAGAGGACAGGAGACUUUAAGUCCACGCUUAAGGAAAUGCAGAGUUUCUUCAAACUUGAGGUGACAGGUAGUCUGGAUGACAACACAUUAGACUUGAUGACUCAAGCAAGAUGCGGUGUCCCGGACAUCGGUGAAUACAAUCACUUCCCUCGGGAUCUCAAAUGGAAAAAUAACAUUGUGACUUUCAGGAUUUUGAAUUACACUCCAGAUUUGAAGAAGUCCGAUGUGGACCGAGCCAUCCGCACAGCGCUCAAUGUGUGGUCCGAUGUGACGCCAUUGACUUUUAAGAAGCAGUACUAUGGCACUGCUGACAUUAUGAUCAGCUUUGGGAGGAAAGAACAUGGCGACCAUAACCCUUUUGACGGUCCUAAUGGGCUGCUGGCUCACGCUUACCCGCCAGGCCAAGGCAUCGGUGGAGACACCCACUUCGACGAGGACGAGCACUGGAGCAAAGAUUCAUCAGCUUACAACCUGUACAUUGUAGCAGCGCAUGAGUUGGGCCAUGCCCUCGGUAUGGCGCACUCCUCGGACACGGGCGCACUCAUGUACCCGAUCUAUUCAUACGCAACAGGAUACCCGCUCGCUGAGGAUGAUGUUAAAGGCAUCCAGGCACUCUAUGGCCCCAACCCAGACCAUAAAAAAGUCAAGCCGAAGCCGGACGCCCCCCAAAAAUGUGACCCAGAUUUGAGUUUUGAUGCUGCGACAGAACUCCGAGGCGAAACCGUCAUUUUCAAAGACAAGUACUUCUGGCGCAUUCACCCCCAGAUGCCCGAACCCCAGCUCACACUGAUCAAGUCCACAUGGCCGUCCCUCCCCAACAAGGUGGAUGCAGCCUAUGAGAACCCAGAGAAGGACCAGGUUAUCAUUUUUAGCGGUAUCCGCAUGUGGGCUUUGAAUGGAUACAAUCUUGUGGAUGGUUAUCCAAAGUACAUACACAAACUGGGACUUCCCAAGAGUGUGAGGAAACUGGAUGCGGCUGUUUACAUCAAAGACACAGGGAAAACUCUGUUCUUUCAUGAUGAACAAUAUUGGAGUUAUGAUGAAGCAAGAGGCACCAUGGACAGUGGCUACCCGCGUUACAUAGAGAGAGAUUUUCCCGGAAUGGACGACGAGGUUGACGCUGCAGUUUAUCACUACGGAUUCUUGUAUUUCUUCCAUGACCAAAAGCAGUAUGAGUACAGUUACAGAGCAAGGAAGGUCCUGCGUAUCCUGAAAACCAACUUUAUCCUCGGCUGCUGAGAUUGCAAACGUGUCUUUAAGCACAUUCAUAAUGAAAUGAAAAUUCAUAGGAACGACACAGUAGCAAAAUUAAAAUGUUUAUUUACAACAGUGCUGGACACAAACGCUUAGAAAAUUCCCAUCCUUGUGAGUGAUGAUACUAUUUAUAUUUAUUCUUUUUUUUUUCUACAAGUUUUCCUCUCAAGUAUUUGUAGAUACUGUAGAACGAUAAUGUGAUACUUCAAAAAGGUUUAAACAGUCUCAUAUUUUUAACAAUUGGUGGUUUGUAUGUUUUUUAAAUGUAUUACAAAAGAAGGGAUUGAUAACUUAAAAGAAUGCCCAUUUCUAGUACUGUACUUGUCAUUUGAUUUUAGUGCUAUUUAUAAUGAUGAAUAAAAUAAAAUAAAAUUCUUCUCCCUCAAUUGGUACAUUACUUCACUGA
Syngnathus acus (greater pipefish) is the source of this 1905-nucleotide messenger RNA. It is a transcript of the gene mmp13b, whose product is annotated as matrix metallopeptidase 13b. Gene Ontology annotation, cellular component: extracellular matrix. The record is from RefSeq and is a predicted model, not a curated record. Gene Ontology annotation, molecular function: zinc ion binding; metalloendopeptidase activity. The transcript has 11 exons. The coding region runs from base 6 to 1484 and encodes 492 amino acids. Gene Ontology annotation, biological process: extracellular matrix organization; collagen catabolic process; proteolysis. NCBI's taxonomy places the organism in Eukaryota, Metazoa, Chordata, Actinopteri, Syngnathiformes, Syngnathidae.